AUGGAGAGGUGGCCCCAUCUUUUUUGUUUGGAGUUGUUUAAAUCGUGCAGGGUGGCAGAGAGAAUGGAAACUGAAAGAGGUAACGGAGUGUUCAAAUGGCAGUGGUCUAGGCAGCCUGAGUCGGAAGAGGAGCUCAAGGAAUGGAAGGAAUGUUACGAGGUGCUUAAUUUGGUGAGGCUCUCCUCUGGUAAGGAUGCUUGGAUUUGGAGUGGUGAUAGUCAGAACGGUUUCUCGGUGAAGACGGUAAAAUCAGCGUUGAUAAUGGAUAGAGGUCCAUGUCAUCCACCAAAUUUUGUUUGGUGCAAAUGGGUUCCUAUUAAGUGCAAUAUAAUGAAUUGGAGAGGCAAUUUGGAUAGGCUUCCUACUAGAAUAAAUUUAAAAAGUAGGAAUGUGGACAUAUCUUCAUCUAUGUGCCCAUUCUGCGAGGAAGCCGAGGAAUCGGUCGAACAUUUGUUCACUGCUUGUUCGGUUACUCUAAGGGUAUGGUCGGCAUUCAGCGAGUGGUGCAACAUCCCGCCUCUCUAUCUUUUUGAAUUUAAAGAUAUUUUAGAUAUCCACAAAUUCAUGAAGCGUAGUAAGAAGGAGGAGAAGAUUAUCUAUGGGUUGGCUUUGAUAACAUCUUGGUGCAUAUGGAAAGAAAGAAAUGAAGUGGUGUUUAAUCAGAAAAGAUGCAGUCCGCAUGACAUUAUUGGGGAGUUAAAAUCUAGAAGUUUUGCUUGGGUUAAAAAUAGAACUACUUGUAAGUAUAUUAGAUGGUCGGAGUGGUGUAAAUACCCGAUGUAUAUGUUGUAA
Helianthus annuus (common sunflower) is the source of this 792-nucleotide messenger RNA. RefSeq lists its product as uncharacterized. NCBI's taxonomy places the organism in Eukaryota, Viridiplantae, Streptophyta, Magnoliopsida, Asterales, Asteraceae. The transcript has a single exon. The record is from RefSeq and is a predicted model, not a curated record. Bases 1 to 792 code for a protein of 263 amino acids.